AUGCUCAAAUCUGGUGUAAAAUUCAUUCCCAUUUUCUAUCAUGUUGAACCCUCCGAUCUCAGAUAUAUUGAGCAAGGAAAAGGGAAACAUGCCCCUACAUUUUCAGAGCAUGAAGAGAAGCGCAAAUACACACCCGAAAAGCUUGAUCAGUGGAAGAGGGCACUCCGCGACAUUUCAUUCACAUCAGGCUACACGGUUAACAAUAAUAAGGAUGAGGCUGCUGUUUUGAAGAGUAUUGUGAUUCGUGUAUUGGAAAUUAUGAAAAAAGAUCUGUUAUGGGUAGCGGAUCAUCCAGUUCGAUUGGAUGAGCUGGUAAAAGGCUUCGAGUUGGUUGCAAUAGAUGAGAAAGUAAAAAACAGGGGGAUCGUGGGCAUGGGAGGCAGUGGUAAAACCACAUUGGCCAAAGAGUUGUACAACAGGAAUUUCUCAUCCUUUGACAAAUGCAGUUUUGUUUCUGAUGUGCGAGAUGCAAUAUCUAGAAAUGUUGUGUGUGAGAAGCAGAAAAAGCUUCUGUCUGACCUCGGUGUCCAUCAUUUGCCCUUCGACAAUGUAGAUGAAGGUAAGGCCAUUCUUGCAAAUUGUUAG
Molecule: messenger RNA, 585 nt
Organism: Cryptomeria japonica (Japanese cedar)
Lineage: Eukaryota; Viridiplantae; Streptophyta; Pinopsida; Cupressales; Cupressaceae
Product: disease resistance protein L6-like
Exons: 2
Coding region: 1-585 (194 amino acids)
Biological process (GO): defense response; signal transduction
Molecular function (GO): ADP binding
Source: RefSeq, a predicted model, not a curated record